Messenger RNA from Letharia columbiana, 1566 nucleotides. RefSeq lists its product as uncharacterized. Gene Ontology annotation, biological process: carbohydrate metabolic process. Bases 1 to 1566 code for a protein of 521 amino acids. The record is from RefSeq and is a predicted model, not a curated record. Lineage: Eukaryota; Fungi; Ascomycota; Lecanoromycetes; Lecanorales; Parmeliaceae. The transcript has 4 exons.
AUGCGGCUUGUUGUUUUACUCUUCCAAUCGCUUUGCACAAGUACCCUCGCAGCAGCCCAAGCUUGCCCAGACUACGCCGACUACGCUGCUGCUCCACAUGCACCUUUCUCGGGUGGAGUGUAUAAUCUCUCCUACCAGAGGCCUGCGCCUAGUUGCCGGACCUUCACAUCACCAGCUGUCGAAAGCACCAUUGCCCGUCUGAACUCAACAAUUACAGACCCCGACCUUUCCCGCCUGUUCGAAAACAGCUUUCCCAAUACUUUAGACACUGCGAUCAAAUGGAAAGGGUACGCUGCAGACAACGCAGACGAGGAGUUAACGUUUGUCAUUACGGGAGACAUAAACGCUAUGUGGCUCAGGGACUCGGCCAACCAAAUGCAGUCCUACCUCUCUCUCCUCAAUACCACCACUGACACCUCUAACUCGUCCAAUGACACCAUAGCCUCACUCUACCGAGGCGUAAUUAAUCUGCAAUCCCGUUAUCUCCUAUCAAACCCCUACUGCAACUCCUUCCAGCCACCCUCCGAAUCCGGCCUCCCACCCUCUAUCAACAGCGCCGCUACCAACGACGUGGUGACCCCAUCAUACGCCAAUACCACGGUCUAUGAGUGUAAAUACGAGCUCGAUUCCCUCGCCGCAUUCCUCGAGAUCAGCACAGACUACUACAUGGCCACCAACGACCUCGCCUUCUUCUCGAAAUACAAUUGGGUCGCUGCGGUCCAAGCCGUUUUAAACACCGCUCAAUCCAUGACAAUCUCAACCUACGCAGCAAACGGCAGCGUCAACACCCUCCCUUACACUUUCCAACGCCUCACCACCUCCGCCGAAGAUACCCUCGCCAACAAGGGCACCGGAAACCCCGUCCACAACGGUACCGGCCUCAUCCGCUCCGCCUUCCGACCUUCAGACGACGCAUGCAUCUACCAAUUCUUCAUCCCCGCCAACAUGAUGUUCGCCCACCACCUCAACACCACCUCCGCCCUCCUAACCGCCAUGGGCACCACCAACAGCACGGACCUAGCCACCGAACUGACCGCCCUAUCCGCCUCCCUCACCGCCGCAAUCACCCGGCACGGAAUCGUCCCCGACCCCGUCCACGGCGCCGUCUACGCCUACGAAGUCGACGGCUACGGCGGACGCAACGUCAUGGACGACGCCAACAUCCCCUCCCUCCUCUCCGCGCCCCUCAUCCGCUACCUCGCCCAAAACGACUCCGUCUACCAGGCCACCCGCGCACUCUUGCUCCGUGCCGACACCGACCCUUAUUUCAUGCGCGGCUCCGUCAUCGACGCUGUCGGUGGGCCCCACGACGGUCCCGGGUUCGCCUGGCCGAUGGCGAGUAUCGUGCGCAUCUUUACGAGCGGGGAUGACGGGGAGGUGGCCGGUUCGUUGAAGGAGCUGGUGGCGUCUACGGAUGGUCUUGGCCUGAUCCACGAAAGUAUCAACACGUUCGAUCAGUCGAUUUACACGAGACCGUGGUUUUCCUGGGUAAACGGCCUGUUCGGACAGAUGGUUCUGGAUCUGGAGACGCGGAAGCCGGAGAUUUUGAAACGGAGCUUUCAGUGA